Molecule: messenger RNA, 645 nt
Organism: Striga asiatica
Lineage: Eukaryota; Viridiplantae; Streptophyta; Magnoliopsida; Lamiales; Orobanchaceae
Source: the annotation of a GenBank genome assembly
AUGUCCCGUCAACCAUACAUUCACAACUCAAACCAACACCAUUUGCUGACGAAUACUCUUUUUCUCCAAAGAACCACACGAAUUACGAAAAUUCCAAAUUCCCGCCAAAAGAACACGUACAUCAGCCUGACCACACGCGCACACACAGAGAGACAGGCAGAGGGAUACGUACCUCGCGUUGCGACCAGCGGCAGUGAGGGUCGAAGACGGGAGGAAUGGGAGGGGCAUUUUCGGAAACAACGACGAAGCAUCCCGUCAGGAGCUUACGGUAGUCAGCGGAGUCGCCAGGUCCGACGAGGAACGACAUGGCUUCAUCGCCGCUGCAGGCGAGGCAGCGGCCAAGCGGGCAGCGGCACUCGGCGUCCGCCGGCGGAGGUAUUAAGGCAAGGAUGGUGUCGACUAGCGGCCGAGCACGGGUGCGAAACAAUCUCCAGAGGACCUCCGGAACUCUCUCUCUCUUCCUCGCCAUUGGUGGAGAAGAAAUGGAUAGGAAGAGAAGGAAUAGCUUUCUAUUCUUAUUCCGGAGGGUACAAGCCUGAGAAGGAGGUCUCAUUCAACACUCCAGGGUAUAGGUUUAUGGUUGUCCUGGUGGAGGUUGGGGCUCAAUUCUUUGUGUACAAUGUGGUCGAGGUUAAUAUGAUAUAG